Electrophorus electricus (electric eel) is the source of this 2120-nucleotide messenger RNA. Its product is annotated as serine/threonine-protein kinase pim-3. Gene Ontology annotation, cellular component: cytoplasm. Lineage: Eukaryota; Metazoa; Chordata; Actinopteri; Gymnotiformes; Gymnotidae. The record is from RefSeq and is a predicted model, not a curated record. Gene Ontology annotation, biological process: regulation of mitotic cell cycle; negative regulation of apoptotic process; protein autophosphorylation. Gene Ontology annotation, molecular function: protein serine/threonine kinase activity; ATP binding.
CAAACCUCAGACAGAACGUGACUGGUCACUUACAGCAACUGUACCUCGUGAUACUGUGUUAAUGUAAGCCUCCUCGUCCGCUGGUCUGCAUUGCUUGUGUAUCAAGAGGACAAGUGUCCACGCGUGGCCGGGAUUUUUUUACACGGAGGAUUGUGUUUAUCGUGCUUGUUUCUGGAGCGGCGUGUGCGGCGCGGCGCGAGCUCGCGCACUGCACUGGAGCUAAGACCCUGUGCCUUUGACUGCCAGUGUAGCUCGUGCUCUAAUAAACGUUUUGCAAAGAUCGGACCCUCGCAAAUAGAGACUUCACUGUUGAGAGAGGAAGGAGGUUGCAUUUACACGUGUUGAAUUAUGUUGUUAUCAAAGUUCGGCUCUUUCUCUCAUAUCUGCAACCCGAACGGUAUGGAGCAUCUGCCGGUGAAAAUUCAGCUCCAGCAAGUGAAAAUGGAGCCAGAGCCCUUUGAGAAGGUGUAUCAAGUGGGCUCAGUGCUAGGAAGCGGGGGGUUUGGAACCGUCUACGCCGGCAAUCGGAUUUCUGACGGUUUACCGGUCGCAGUUAAACAUGUGGCAAAGGAGAGGGUCACAGAAUGGGGCUCCAUUAACGGCGCGAUGGUACCUCUGGAAAUUUUGCUGAUGAAAAAAGUAGGCUCCUCGUUCAGAGGGGUGAUCAAGCUGUUGGACUGGUACGAACGAGCGGACGGCUGGCUGAUCGUCAUGGAGAGACCCGAGGUCGUCAAGGAUCUGUUUGACUUCAUCACCGAGAAGGGCGCUUUGGACGAGACGGCCGCCCGGGACUUUUUCCGCCAGGUUUUGGAAGCUGUACGGCACUGCUAUAGCUGCGGGGUAGUCCACCGGGACAUCAAAGACGAGAACCUCCUGGUGGACCUCCGCACCGGAGAGCUAAAGCUCAUCGACUUCGGGUCGGGUGCGAUUCUCAAGGACACGGUGUACACCGACUUCGAUGGUACGAGAGUGUACAGUCCUCCGGAGUGGAUCCGUUUCCACAGAUACCAUGGACGCUCUGCAACCGUGUGGUCGCUAGGGGUGCUGCUGUAUGACAUGGUCUGUGGAGACAUUCCCUUUGAGCAGGAUGAGGAGAUCCUCCGGGGCCGUCUCUACUUCAGGAGGCGAAUCUCCACUGAGUGCCAGCAGUUGAUCAAGUGGUGCUUGUCACCGAGGCCGUCGGACAGGCCCACCCUGGAGCAGAUCUUCGAACAUCCCUGGAUGCGCCCAGCUGAGGUGUCCAAGGUGGAAGAAAGCGACAUCCGACUGCACACCAUCAGUACGGACACUUCAAGCAUCAGCUCCAGCAAGGAGAGCCUUUGAAAGAAACCCUCGCUCUCGUUUGGGGUGGGGGGAGGAUUCUGCUCUUCUGCUGUCCUGCCAUUACCGGGCUUAUGGAGGUCUUCUAGUCCCCCACCCCUCCCUUUUAGGGAAUCAUAAUUUAUUACAGUUUGCAUUUCCUUUAUAUCUUUUUUUAUUUUUUAUUUUUUAAUAAUUGAUAAAGCGUUUCCUGAUGGGGGAACAUUUUGCUGUUUGGAUGGACUUACCAGCGCUAUUUAUUAUUGUUAUUAUCAUUUUAUUAUCAUUUUUCAACGCUGGUUUAUGCAUCUGGCAAGUCUACACAGAUGUGGCUGCUCUCAUAGAGCUUGGACACCUUUUUUAUUUAAAUGUUUUAAUUUUUGAUUUGGAGUGCCUUUUUGAAAGCUGCUUUUGGGGGCUUUCAUCAUUGCUUUUAUGGUUGUGAUUGUGUGCGUGCGUGUGUGUGCGUGCGUGUGUGUGUGUGUGUGUGUGUGGCUUUUUUUUUUUUUUUUUUUUUACCCCCCCUUGAGCUGGUUUGGAAGUCGCACGGCCACUGCCGAUGUCCUCCAUCGACCGCUGCACGCAAAUAAGCAGCCAGCUUGGGGGGUCUGGUGGGCUGAUGGGGGGUCUUACAAUGGGGAGGGGUUGAUCAGUAGAAAUACUUGAAACGCACUCACUUGCUGCGUCUCCUUCUAACGCUGCUCAGUCACAUUUUAGCCUGCACAGGUUGUCUGGAAAAACUGCUCCUCUCCUUCCUUUCUCUCUUUCUCUCUCUCUCUCUCUCUCUCUCUCUCUCUCUCUCUCUCUCUCUCUCUCUCUCU